Molecule: messenger RNA, 754 nt
Organism: Erigeron canadensis
Lineage: Eukaryota; Viridiplantae; Streptophyta; Magnoliopsida; Asterales; Asteraceae
Product: 50S ribosomal protein L18, chloroplastic
Exons: 3
Coding region: 94-603 (169 amino acids)
Biological process (GO): translation
Cellular component (GO): ribosome
Molecular function (GO): 5S rRNA binding; structural constituent of ribosome
Source: RefSeq, a predicted model, not a curated record
GCUGAAUAAUAAAAACGUUAUCUUGAAAGUUUGCCUUCCUUUUAACAAGAAAGAAAGAAAGGAGAAUAAGCUGUUUGAAAAAAAGGAAAAAAAAUGUCAUCGGUUUCGCUGUCAUUUCUACAGAGCGCAUGCUGUCAGAAACAGCUGAAUAAUAAGCUCUUAUUCAAUCAGCCAACGCCGCCAUUGAUGUCAUCAUUCAGCAGCAAAAGAAGAGUGUCUCUGAUUGUGGAAGCCAGUGCUCGAACACGACAGGAUAACCGACAAGCUCGUCAUGCCCGUAUCCGUAAGAAGGUGGAAGGGACACCCGAAAGACCAAGAUUAUGUGUUUUUCGUUCCAACAAGCAUAUGUAUGUCCAAGUGAUAGACGAUACUAAAAUGCAUACUCUUGCAUCAGCUUCAACGAUGCAGAAACCCCUUUCUGAAGAGUUUGAUUUCACCUCCGGUCCCACUAUCGAUGUUGCUAAGAAAAUAGGAGAAGCUAUUGCAAAGUCGUGCAUCGAGAAAGGGAUCACAGCCGUUGCCUUUGAUCGAGGUGGUUAUCCUUAUCAUGGACGUAUUCAGGCACUUGCUGAUGCAGCUAGAGAACAUGGUCUUCAGUUCUAGUAAUUUGGCCCCAUCUUUUCUGGUUCUUUUUGUAUUUUGAGAUUGAAUCUUUUUUGUUCGCCCUAUUUAUCUCCCAAGAAGAUUUAUUGUUGUGAAUUUGUGAUAUGCCAAUGCUGCAUAUAUUUGUUAGUUUUAAUUAGAUUUUCUCAAA